Molecule: messenger RNA, 2037 nt
Organism: Coprinopsis cinerea okayama7#130
Lineage: Eukaryota; Fungi; Basidiomycota; Agaricomycetes; Agaricales; Psathyrellaceae
Exons: 4
Coding region: 1-2037 (678 amino acids)
Source: RefSeq, a predicted model, not a curated record
AUGGCUCCCAGAGAUUUUGCGUCGAUCCUAAUCCGUGCAAAAAGCGGAAAUCCGGAGUCUCUGGACCAACUGGCAAGUGCACUCACGCCUCAGACCUACGAUCUCGAUGUGCUGGACACUUUUCUGCGAUUCCUUGACGAAGAUCUCGUCCCAGAUAUCCCAUCAGGUGAACACAAACAGGAGAAAUACCAAGCGGCCCAAUUUCGAGCAUUACCAUGUAUCACUGCCCUCUCCGCCGUCGCGUCCAUUUGUCGGGAGGAACACCACUGGAAAGAUGAGACCGUCAAAAGGCUUGUGGACCACCUAGACGGAAUCAUCAAAUGGAUUAAUUUCCUCCUUUACUUUGGUCUCUCGAUACCCCUCGAUACCCGACCAGGGUGCGACUUUCGGCUCGCGUACUUCAUCCACUCUGCGCUCCUCCUCGACCUUAUCGACUUGGAUACCCGGAUAGAGCAAGCCCUUUAUAGCUCUACCCCAGCUUUGGACACCCUCAUCAAAGUAUGGGUUACCACAGGAAAAAGAAGUGCCGUUUUCCAGUCUUUCGAUCGACGACAAAAAGACUGUCCCAUCAUCCGGCUAAUGCACCGAUGCCUUUCGAGCACCGAGGGGUUACUCUCCAUCACAGAACGCGUCUUCUCGAGGGAGAUGGUACUCAGGGAAGUCUUUGCAGAAGCCUUCCUCGAACGCGCCAGGCAAACCCAAGAUGCGAUCAACAAUCGGGCAAUCCCUUCCACCAAGGCGACAUCCCAUCUUGUUUUGCUGAUGCAGUGUGGGGGACGCAUUCUGAAAUGUCAACCUUUCCUAGAUCUCCUCUUUUCUACUCAUCUUUUCGCGACCCUCUUCGAAUCCUUCAUUGAUAUCGUCGCCAAUUUGGUUUCUUUCGAUCGCCUGAUACCCCUUGACCAGGGAUUCACUCUCAUCCAAGAGCUGAUUUCCAUGGCAUCAGAUCACUCCCCUCGUGCACACAAUAUAGUCUCUCUUCUAUUCCGCGAUGGAUUCAUUGACUUUGCAAGUCAAGCAGUCGCGUCGGUUCCGGAGGAUGCUGAUACAUCGUUGAUACGGGCCGCCAAAGACGUUGUCACGCGCAUCGAAGUCCUCACCUCCCACCCCAACCUUUCCCGAAUAGCGGAAGACCAGAUCAACGAGCUGCUUGGAAACCACCGCAUCGAAGAGGAGGGCGAGCCGAGUGAUCCCUCCCUGGUUUUUUACAAUCGGCAGCUUGACCGUUUCUGGAAUGACAUGUACGCUGUUGUAGACGAGCGCAAUCAAGUUCUCUUUCGACAUCAGAAAAAGGAGCUCAGAUUCCCCGACAAUCCUGUCGCCAGCUACCACUCGACACCGCGCUUCUUCCCGAAGGUGUACUUCUGCGAUAACUUUCAGUGCACCACAUCUCCCUUGGACCUCCGUUCACAAGACCUCAGUUCCAGGAAGUGUUCUGCCUGCUCGUUGAUGGUAUACUGCUCUCUUGAAUGCCAGCACCAGGAUUGGGUACUUCGCCACCGGGAGGAAUGCAUUCCAGCCCGAUUUUACUACACAGACGGAAGGUGCUACAGAAACUAUGUUCGCUCUUUCCACGUUGCGUGCAUCGAGCAUGUCUUCAACCGCACCAUGGCCGGCCAGAUGGUUCCUUAUGCUCCAUUUAUGGCACCAGUCCUCGACUAUCAAACUGACGGAUGGGACUAUUCCGAUGCGAUCAUAGAGAAAUGGUCGCAGCCGAUCUACCGAUUCGACGCGACCAAGUCUCGUGCAGGCAUCGACUUGUACCCCAAGAAAUACCCGUAUCGAACGACCUACAAGCAGCAGCCGUGUCUCCUGCCCUCACAGCAAGCUCGGUUCGACGAGCUUUUGGACGAGAUGUCGCAGCACCCAACGGAUAGGACAGAUGGGGAGGUGGUGAGGUUUGUCGAAGGAAUGUUUACCAUCGACAACCUUGUCGUGCUUCUUCUCGUUAAAUUGCGGCUGAGAAGGUUUAAGGAGACGAAAGCCGCGUUCGUUGCUGUCGCGAAUGUUGCCCGUGUAUUCGCACCAUCAUCCUAG